AUGAGCUCUGCUGCAUCUUCAUCGGGAUCCGUCAACGGCCGUGCACCACACACAAACGGCACCGCCCCCCACCCUGAAGUCGGGACGUCCACCACCCCUUUUUACGAGCAAAACACGGCCUCACCAGCGUCGACAAGCUACCCAGUCAAUGGUUUCUCGCACACGUACACCAAAAUGUCUACCGCCUCCACGCCGUCAUCUUGUCGCGGUCUCCCUAUCUCGCCCAUUCCAUGUCAACUUCUCCACAGGCAACCGGCCAGAGGGUCAUAUACGUCAAUCUCGAUCAUGAACCCGAGGUCACUCAAGAGGCCAGAAAAUGCCAGGGCCGUUCUUGCCGCUGGGUGUCUCCUCGGUGGUAUGGACGACCUUUGCCAAUACGCCUACGAAGUCUGCCGCAGGUCCUUGUCCGUGGAAACCGUCGGUGCUUGGCUUCAGUUCCUCGACACCAGCCCGCCUUCAACAGAUGGCACGAUGACGCCCGUCACACCAGAGGCACCUGCUCCGCCUACUACAGUCUUCGGACAUUACGCCCAGAGGCUGCGAGACGACGUCUUCCAUUUCCUUGUCGUCACGCUACCCGAGGUUCUGGAAGUCCGCCAACCACAACCAGAUGCCUCUGGGAGAACCGGUCGUGAUGUCUUGCUCCAAGUGUAUGCCCAAGUCCCAUUCGAGAUGUUUAAAUCUGCCGUCGAAUCUCCAACAUUCAAUAUUGGGCCCGAUCAGGAUCGCUUCGCUUUUGCAAAGGCCGCCAUCGAGUUGCGCAAACGCGGGAUCGCUCGAGGCACUGAAGAAGCGGUCGUCCUUGCCUUCGGCGCAAACAGCUCCACCGGUGGGAGUGCCGUCCACAUUACUCGCAAGACACGCAGACGCCAAUUGUGGAAGGUCAAUUCGUAG
Molecule: messenger RNA, 894 nt
Organism: Coprinopsis cinerea okayama7#130
Lineage: Eukaryota; Fungi; Basidiomycota; Agaricomycetes; Agaricales; Psathyrellaceae
Exons: 4
Coding region: 1-894 (297 amino acids)
Source: RefSeq, a predicted model, not a curated record